UAAUUUGUGAGUGAUACAAAUAAUGGAUGUUAGAAAAGAUAAAAAACUAGCAAGAAAUAAAAUCAAUAUAGUAAAAGAAUUGAUAUUUUGAUUGAAAAAAUGUAAUUUGAUUAUUUAUAUUAAUCUCCAAUGGGGAAUUUAUUCGAGAAACUAAAAUCAUUUUUUUCAACUUCUAAACUUGAAGUAUGUAUGGUUGGAUUGGAAAAUGUAGGAAAGACAACAAUGUUGAAUUAGCUUUCGAUGGGUGAUCCUUCUUUCACAGUGCCAACAGUUGGAUUGAAUGUCAGGACUGUGAAAAAGGGAGGAGUAACAAUGAAAGUAUGAAUAAAAAAGAUUAAAAGAUUUGGGAUAUUGGUGGAUAAGUUUAAUAUCGACCAGAAUGGGGUAAUUAUGCUUAAGGAUGUGAUGCUAUAAUAUUUUUGGUUGAUACUUCAAAUGUAAAAUAAAAAAAUAAAGAUAAAGCAAGCCACACUAGGAACAUCGAAAAAGGAAUUACACAAUUUGUUAGAUAAUAAAUCUUUGCGUAAUAUUCCGCUUUUAGUAAUUGGGAAUAAAAUAGAUGUAAAUCCACAUUUGAAUGAAAAGUAAUUGAUAGAAGGUAUACAUAAUGAUAAGAUUGAAAGGUCUAAAUUUGGAUUACAUAACAUCAAAUGCAUGGGCAGUGGCAAUGUGUAGUGCUUUGACUGGCAAUAAUAUAACUUAAGUUGUUGAUUGGUUGAUAGCGAAAUCUAAGAAGUAGUGAGA
Molecule: messenger RNA, 744 nt
Organism: Paramecium sonneborni
Lineage: Eukaryota; Ciliophora; Oligohymenophorea; Peniculida; Parameciidae
Source: the annotation of a GenBank genome assembly